Hipposideros armiger (great roundleaf bat) is the source of this 7425-nucleotide messenger RNA. RefSeq names its product forkhead box P1 (gene FOXP1). The coding region runs from base 935 to 2959 and encodes 674 amino acids. The record is from RefSeq and is a predicted model, not a curated record. Gene Ontology annotation, biological process: regulation of transcription by RNA polymerase II. NCBI's taxonomy places the organism in Eukaryota, Metazoa, Chordata, Mammalia, Chiroptera, Hipposideridae. The transcript is spliced from 20 exons. Gene Ontology annotation, cellular component: nucleus. Gene Ontology annotation, molecular function: DNA-binding transcription repressor activity, RNA polymerase II-specific; RNA polymerase II cis-regulatory region sequence-specific DNA binding.
GAGACACAGGCGGGCAUCGGAGAGCUCCGCGCCCUGAAACAAAGUCGCUUGCCCCCGUCUCAAGUGUUUGCUUCGAAAUCGCUGCCUGCGGUCCCCCACCCUCAUCCCAUUCCCGCGCAGCUCCUGCCCCCUGUGAGAAUAAGGACUAAAUAAACAAUUGUAACUGCAAACCUUGCGCCUGCGAACGUAUCCCUAUCCCAGCCCCUUCCCCCUUCCCCCUUCCCUCCCCCCUCCUUUUUUGUUGUUGCAACUUUGUAAGAUCCCGGCGAAGGUGCUCAGACUUUGCUCGGGCCGGUUUCCCGGUCUCGGGAUCCUUGCAGGGAUUCCCUGAGACACAUCCUCUCUUCUCUCCACGCGCGCUCGCGGGUCCUCGGAGCCCGCCGCCCUCGCAGUCUUGGUCCCCCAGCCUACUCACUCAUACCGCCCCCUCAGUUCCCCCCAACCUGCACCCGGAAGACUUGCUGAGGGUCGCCCCGGUUUCUUGUCGAUCGCAGAACCCGAAAGUUAGCAAGAGGGAGAAGAGAGCGCGCGGCGAGCCAGCGGGCCAGGGGCAGCAGCAGCGGCGCGGGGGACCAUGGUACUGCCGGCGCCUCCUCCGCGGGCGUAAAGGAGGCGCUCCCACUCCCUCCCUGGACUCCGCGGUGUCCCAGGAGCUUUUGCUGACAAUUCCAGUUCCCAAACGAAACAUUUGGGCAAUGGUGAGGGCUUCGAUCCCUUCUCUGAUUUGCUGUCAACUAUGAAUGGGUGGAUGUGAAGCCUGCUGGCCAAAAGGUGUCCUUCGGUGUGUCGCAGUCCUAUGGCAUUAUGCAUGCCCCCAACCAGUGACCCCCAGGCUUUUUAUGGCUGUGAGACAUAUUGAAAGGGUAAGAAGUGACCUUUUGAGGUGACUAUAACUGAAGAUUGCUUUACAGAAGCCAAAAAAGGUUUUUGAGUCAUGAUGCAAGAAUCUGGGCCUGAGACAAAAAGUAACGGUUCAGCCAUCCAGAAUGGGUCGAGCAGCGGCAACCACUUACUAGAGUGCGGCGGUCUUCGGGAAGGGCGGUCCAACGGGGAGGCGCCGGCCGUGGACGUGGGGGCAGCCGACCUGGCCCACGCGCAGCAGCAGCAGGCACUUCAAGUGGCGAGACAGCUCCUCCUGCAGCAGCAACAACAGCAGCAUGUUAGUGGGUUAAAAUCUCCCAAGAGGAAUGACAAGCAACCAGCCCUUCAGGUCCCCGUGUCAGUGGCUAUGAUGACACCUCAAGUUAUCACUCCCCAGCAAAUGCAGCAGAUCCUCCAGCAACAAGUUCUGAGCCCUCAGCAGCUCCAGGUCCUCCUUCAGCAGCAGCAAGCCCUCAUGCUUCAACAGCAGCAGCUUCAAGAGUUUUAUAAAAAACAACAGGAACAGUUGCAGCUUCAACUUUUACAACAACAACAUGCUGGAAAACAGCCUAAAGAGCAGCAGCAGGUGGCCACCCAGCAGUUGGCUUUUCAGCAGCAGCUUCUACAGAUGCAGCAGUUACAGCAGCAGCACGUCCUGUCUUUGCAGCGCCAAGGCCUCCUAACGAUUCAGCCCGGGCAGCCUGCCCUUCCCCUCCAGCCCCUCGCCCAAGGCAUGAUUCCAACAGAACUGCAGCAGCUCUGGAAAGAAGUGACAAGUGCUCAUACUGCAGAAGAAACCACAGGCAACAAUCACAGCAGCUUGGAUCUGACCACGACAUGUGUCUCUUCCUCGGCCCCUUCCAAGACCUCCUUAAUAAUGAACCCACAUGCCUCUACCAAUGGACAGCUCUCAGUCCACACCCCCAAAAGGGAAAGUUUGUCCCAUGAGGAGCACUCCCACAGCCACCCCCUCUAUGGACAUGGAGUGUGCAAGUGGCCAGGCUGUGAAGCAGUGUGUGAAGAUUUCCAGUCGUUUCUGAAACAUCUCAACAGCGAGCAUGCUCUGGACGAUAGAAGUACAGCCCAAUGUAGAGUACAAAUGCAGGUUGUACAGCAGUUAGAGCUACAGCUUGCAAAAGACAAAGAGCGCCUUCAAGCCAUGAUGACACAUCUGCACGUGAAGUCUACGGAGCCCAAAGCCGCCCCCCAGCCCCUGAAUCUGGUAUCAAGUGUCACACUCUCUAAGUCUGCAUCAGAGGCUUCUCCACAGAGCUUACCUCAUACUCCAACCACCCCGACUGCCCCCAUCACCCCCGUCACCCAAGGCCCCUCCGUCAUCACCACCACCAGCAUGCACACGGUGGGACCCAUCCGCAGGCGGUACUCAGACAAAUACAACGUGCCCAUUUCUUCAGAUAUUGCGCAGAACCAAGAAUUUUAUAAGAACGCCGAAGUUAGACCACCAUUUACAUAUGCAUCUUUAAUUAGGCAGGCCAUUCUCGAAUCUCCAGAGAAGCAGCUAACACUAAACGAAAUCUAUAACUGGUUCACACGGAUGUUUGCUUACUUCCGGCGCAACGCGGCCACGUGGAAGAAUGCAGUGCGUCAUAAUCUUAGUCUUCACAAGUGUUUUGUGCGAGUAGAAAACGUUAAAGGGGCAGUAUGGACAGUGGAUGAAGUAGAAUUCCAAAAACGAAGGCCACAAAAGAUCAGUGGUAACCCUUCCCUUAUUAAAAACAUGCAGAGCAGCCACGCCUACUGCACACCUCUCAAUGCGGCUUUACAGGCUUCGAUGGCUGACAAUAGUAUACCUCUAUACACUACCGCUUCCAUGGGAAAUCCGGCCCUGGGCAACUUAGCCAGUGCAAUACGGGAAGAGCUGAAUGGGGCGAUGGAGCACACCAACAGCAACGAGAGCGACAGCAGCCCAGGCAGAUCCCCUAUGCAAGCCGUGCAUCCUGUACAUGUCAAAGAAGAGCCGCUCGACCCAGAGGAAGCUGAAGGGCCUCUCUCCUUAGUGACAACAGCCAACCACAGUCCAGAUUUUGACCAUGACAGAGAUUACGAAGACGAACCAGUAAAUGAGGACAUGGAAUGAACGUCUGGGCGGGCCAACCCCAAAAAUGAAGAUUGGGAAAAAACAAAACACGUCAAAAGUUAGCGGUGAAAUUGUUCUCCAUUUGUUGUACAGUCUGGAGGAGUUUCACUACAUUUUGACAACUCUGAAAUGUGUUAACUCUUAGUGCCAUCAAGAAUCCCAUUUGGGAGUAUUUUUGAUUUUUCUACUUUUUGUUGAAAAAAGGAAUUUGUACUCUGUGCAUUGGAUGGACUUGUUUGGUACUUGGGAUUUUCCUCUCUUAACAGUCAACAUCUGUUGUAAAUUUGCUAAACUGAUUCACUUUUAGCAGCAGACUUUGAACUGCAGUCCUGCCGACGUCGGACACUGAGGACACCCAGCUGAGCAUGUGCACCUGAGCUGCAGACCAGGCCUCUGCCCGGGAAUAAGGACUCCAGUGGACGACCUAUUUGCACAGUACUGCAUGUUGAUUAUCACUGCCUUUACUCUUUUGGUUUUUUUGUUUUGUUUUGUUUUGCUUCCAGGUGGGAUGGGGAAGGCCUUUGUGUGUGUAUUGGGGGGAGGGGUUAAAAAAUAAUUAUCCCAAACUUUUUAAUGUAUUGCUUUUUUUUUUUUUUUUGCUUCUACUAUACCAUUUUAAGUUCUGACCUCAGGCCUCCAUUUGGGCCCAUGGCCUCUUGGAGGCUUAAAGUUUUCUGUACCUUGUGAUGAAUGUUAAUAGGUGUUUUUAUUAUACAAAGCUGAAUGUCAUUUCUUGUUUGUAGUUUUCUGUCACUCAUUCCAUUUUCCUUCAGACAUCACCAUGUUUUCUCUAAAGUCAGAGAACAUUCCGUUUUGGUCUUUUUCAAAAAGGUCCCAAAUGCUGCACUCUUCACAUGAAGACCCUCUCACACAGAUGUGAAGUCCUGCCAGAAAGAGAAUGAAUGACAGAAAAAAAAUUAGACACACUCUAGGAACAAUGCAGAUUCAUUCCACAAAGCAGUAUUGGAAGUGGGAAGGGGUUGUUUCAGAUUUUCCUAUUUUUUUGCCAUAGCAUUUUACCAGCACAAGGAACCAUAGGCAGCACCCCAAAAAAAAUCUCACAGUAGUUAGCCUGACAGUCUAUCUGUGGAAGGCUCUCCCUUGUGUAAGCAAGUUGUGAUGCCACGGGCGCUCUGUACUUAGAACCAGCUUGUGUUGCUCUGUUUGCAGAAUGACCAAAACCUGGCUCCCCUGAGCAACUUUACUGGAAGUGGCGAGUGGUGGUGGUGGUGAUGGUGCUGAAUUUAAACAUCAGUUCAGACCUGCUUGGUGGCAUUAAUCUGUUUGAAUGUAAAUUAGGUUUCAGAUUGAACUUGUUAUGGGAGUUAAUGAAGACUGAAUUCAGCAAAUGCUAACGUGUUCAUUUCAAAUGUGCAAAUUUGCUACUGCCGUUUAGUUUGUUAUGCAAUAUUAUCACACCAACCCAAUAUAAAACUAACAGUAGAAGACAUCAAGUGGAUGGGGGCACAUCUCAGCCCUGGGCUCUUGGGGAGAUGAAUGUGGCAUGCAGGAUGUGACGGUCAUCUGUUGGUACCACCGCAGUCCUUAGAACCCCUGAACACUUCCACUCUGCACCCACUUUCCUGUCACUCAUUUAUUUAUCUAGGACCAUAGCUUUUGUUUUUAGUUGGAGAGCCUUUUGGAGCUUAAUUUAUAUUCUUUGUACCUUUUUUUCUAAAAUUACCAAAGAUAUUACACAAAGGUAAAUUAUGUUCUCUGUUUUAUGCUUUAUCUGAUGAAGCCAAAUAUCCUCUUAUUGUUGAUCAAAGGAGGCGAAAGAAUUUAGAGGCAAUUGAUGAAAUAUAUAGGCUAUUGCUAACCUGAGAAAGAGAACUGCUCCUUCAUCAUAGAGUAAAUUUAGAAGACCAAGUAGGUAAUGGAACCAAAGUUGUUACUUUUUUUUUAGUUGUUGGUUUUUUUUCUUCUGCAUCUCUACAGAGACCAAAACUCAUAAAGAGAUAUUAUGGGGCUUUUGAGAUAAAAAUAGGACACAGUAUUAAAGGAGCAAACGAAGGAAGGGAGUCCCAUCUCGAAAAAAUAAACGUUGCCACUGAAAAUUAGGGCAUGUCCAAUAAAGGAGACAGUUAAUAAAAUACAGAGAGAACAGAAAAGCUUCCACAAUGGAACUAGACCACAUAAUAUAUAAUAGUAUUUCUAGAAAUACAUUUUAAGAUUGUAUGCCACUUUUCUUUAAGGACUGUGCUAUGAUCACUGCAUUAAUUUUGGUUUAUUUUGGCAUAUAUCCUCUGGUUUUUUUUGUUUUGUUUUAAUUUUUUUUUCCUGUUUUUCCCCUUUUUUCCUGCCUUUUGUCAGCGUUUUUCAUUUUUAAAAAAGUAACACUCCUGUCCACUCAUAAGCUUGGAACAAAAACUUUGGCAGUUAACUUUUGAAGCUUCACUCUGCUUUCUGUAUAAAGGGCAGUCUGUGGUCACUCGAGACUUUGUUUUAACUUUUCCAGGCAGCUUCAUGAUGUGCAGGCAGUAGCCAGACAGGGUCAUGGGAAAGGGGGGCCCUGUGCUUCUAAACUGAGUGGUUGCUGGUUAGUUUGGUAUUCAAAAGAGGAUAAAAAUCUGGUAGAUUAGUUCAUUCUCAGCAUGUGUAGCUAGACAUGAGUAAAGAUAACAGCAUGAGAAACUGUUAGUACGCAUACCUCAAUUCAAACCUUUAGGGAAUGAUUAAAAUUUUUAAAAAAAUAACAUUUCACUCAGUUGCACUUAGUCGUAUGUCUUGCAUGCUUAGUCUAAAGACUGUAGCAAAAAGAAAAAAAAAUUAGAUUUUACAUAUCUUUGCAGGCAUCACAGCCUUGCAGAAGAACCAACUGAAAAAAAAAAUUCUCAGGCUUUACAAGCAAGCAAACUUCACUCUGAUUUUUACAGUUCUGAUCCUGUAUCCCUUGGGGGUAUCCCAGUCGCUUCUUUAAGAUGGGGUUUAUUAUGUUGUACAUAUAUCCCGAUGUGUCUGUGUGAAUCCUUGUCUUUUUUGGGGGAGGGCAGAGGGCAGUUCUUUUUUUAGAUAUUGUUCCUAAAAAGGAAUAAAUGCAUACACCUGUUUGUCAAAACACCUUUGCUUUUUGUGCAACUGCUUUAUAUUAACGAUACUUUAAAAAAAAUAGCUUUGGAAAAAAACUACUGUAUGUAAUGGAAUUGCAGAAUAUGCUGCACAUGUAUUUUAUUUAGUUUUUCUUGCUUUAAGAAUAUUGGAUGACAUUUCCUGACAUGUGGGAGAGAGAAAUUCCCUAACUUUUUUUUUUUUUGCUUUUAAAUUGUAACAUAGUUACAUAGUUGACAGACUUUUUUUUUCCUGUUCUCAUUGAUCAGAGCAUUUUGUACAGGUUUUUUUGUGUGAGUGUGUGGGCAUGUGUGUUAAUCUGUUUUUUGAUACAUUCCUAUCCAUUGUGUUUAUCCUACCACUGCCUUCCUGGCUAUCUUAAACAAGUUCAUACAUUUGAAAAGAGAAAAAAAAAUGUUUUAAAAAAUGUUUCCUCCUACUGCAGUAAAUAUUUUGCAUGAUGAAAUUCCAGGGUCACACUUUCAAAGUUUAUCAGUGAAGUAGUGAUUAAUGGGAGUGUCAAAGCUAUUGAACUUUUUGUAUAAAAAAAAAAUAGAAAACUUUUCAAGGUGCCAAGAUGUAAACACAAUUUUUUUUUUUUUUAAAGAAAAGCGUACAUUAGGGAGAUGGUCCUUUGUAUCAGGCAAAUGCACUGUCAGGAAUGAGGAUCCACCCUACUUGUCCCUAGAGUCUGUCCUUGUAAGACAAGUUACGCUGCCCACAUUGAACCAGCAGUGAAGUGAAGUAUAAUACCAAGGCUUAUGUCCAUGAAGAGUGACCACCAGCCCUGCUGCCCUCGGACAGCUCUAACAUUAUUCCCAGCAUUCCAUCAGACCUGGUAAAGAACACCUUGGAUUCUUAACCCAAAAUGUGAUGGAAAUCACUAGCUAUUUUAUCAUGAAAAAAAAGUUAAAAAAACACCUCCACUCCUUUCCACAUUCCAGCUGAGCUCCGUUUCCAAGGAUACAAAGUAGUACCUGCUUAUAAGGAUUCUGAAUAUUUGGGGUACCUUUUGGUUCAUGGUAUACCCUUUUAAUCUUUUUGAUGUUUCUGAGAGUUGGUUUCGCUUUUUUAUCCUGAGAAUGAGACUUAACAAUUCUAAAGGCAUUUUGUGGGCCCAUGUAGUUCACAUGUUCUCUGCUACCAGAAGCCUUCAUGAAGAUGGUACAGUCCGGACCGUGAGCAUGGUGCUUCGUAGAUGUGUGCUGCCAGGAACAAGAAUUUUUUUUGUUUUGUUUUGUUUUGAUAAGGCAUAAAAGAAACUCAUUCCUUGACAUCAACUGUAAUUCCAUCAUUCCGUGUCUGUGGAUACAGACAAUAAAAAAAAAAAAAUGUUGUGUAGUCAGUACUAAUUACUGACAUUUUAGCAUUCUCAAAUGCAAUAAAAAUGCUGGUUGUUCACACUGGUAGUAAAAGUU